ACCACUGGGGCCAGAGGAAGCAUUCCUGGGAUCAGUGUCACGGAUUUACCCAGGCCAGAUGUUGUAACAGGAUCUGACCUGGAACCCCCCCUGGGAAUGCCAAGUCCAAGUGAAUGUUCCCAAUUAGUCUUUUGUUAGUUCUUUGGUUACAGCUCGAGCUGGUGUCUCCUAUCCCAGUUCACACCUCUCAGUUACACCCAUGCCACCCAUCACCUGAUUCCCAAGUCAAUCACUAAAUUCUGGUCAGUGGUCUAUUGAUUUCUUACUGGACUACACUGUCACUGAGCUGGCCACCUUCUGACAUUACUUUUUCCCUUGGAAUUGUCUCCUGGGUCCUUAUCAUCUCCAUUCUGCUCCUAUCUGCUGAAUUCAGGGAGUUCUUUGUUAGCAGCAUUGUUUUAUCAGAAGUUUAUGUUUUGUCGGGUGUUGCGGGCUGAGACUACUUCAGCUGCUGAUGGUGAGACACCGGUGCUAAACGAGACUGUUCAGAGAGGAGAAGACAGUUCAACAAAUUUUUUCCAUAACACCAGCACCAGACUGCCCAGGACCCACCUGCCUCCGCCCGCCCCCGUGGUCCCACGCACUCCCCACAUCCCCACACAACCACCUGCUCUCCCUCUGUGACACCGCAGCCGAAUGGGGCCAGGGGGGCAGACAGUCUGUGGUUGAGGCCGUGCACGGCGCCUGCGGCAGCCAUGGACACAGCGUGGCCAAAGGUCACCUGCACCGCCCGGCAGUGCCGGGAUCCGCCGCCAUGCCCUCCCGCCACGCAGAAUCGGUUCCUCCUCCACCUAAUGCCGGGGAGGAAGCGUGGGGUGAGAGCUGGGGAGCGUGAGCUGUGCCCUGCUGGGGAUCAGGCUGCUGGCCAGCCCGGGGAGGCACCGCCAUGGCCCGGCAGGAGCAGAGCUUGGCAGAGCAGAAGGUAGCUGGCACCGGCCAGAAGUUCUCCUUCCUGGAAGGAAGCUCCCAGCUCCGGUCAGCCACCCUGGGGAGCAGGGACAGUUUCUAUACACUGCAGAAGAUGGACACCAACAAAAGCGUCAGCUGGGGCAGGCACAGCCUGGGGAGCUGGAGUAGGACUGCAGGCAGGUUCUCCAUCGGCCAUGGCAGUACCCGGAGGAAGGAGCUGAAGGAAAUCCUCCUACAGACCAACAGCCCUGGCAGCACCUUGCGGUUUGCCACCACUCAGAAGACAUCCAACAGCAGCAAUCUCCUUGCAGGGCCGCACCAAGAGCAGAAGUCCGAGCAGAGUCCUGACCUGCUGCCCCUUGUCCUUGAUCCCCUGGAGCACGCGUGGCUGCUGACGGUGGCUGAGGGCGAUGCCGAAAGCAUCAUCAAGCUGCUGGACUUGGAUCCCAGCCUGCUGACCAGGAGAGACUUUGUGACGGGCUUCACCGCUCUCCACUGGCUUGCGAAGCAUGGCCACCAUGAGAGCCUCAUCCAGGUCAUCUCCCAUGCCCAGAAGAAAGGCUAUCCCGUCAAUGUGAACAUUCCCACAGCCAGCGGCGGGCUCACCCCCUUGCACCUGGCUGCCUUGCAGGGACACGAGGUGCUCAUCAAAGUGCUGGUGGGAGCUUACGGGGCAGACACCAGCUGCAGGGACCACAAUGGGCGCAAGGCUUGGCAGUACCUGAGGGCAGACACCUCCAGGGACCUGAAGGAGCUGGCGGGGGCCUUGGAGGAGGACUUGGUCCAGCUGCGCUCUCACAACACCAACAACAACUGUAAGUCAUCCAAAGAGGCCAGGGCAGGGCAGGACUCUGUGGACUCUGGGGCCGAGGGGAAAGCCCAGCACCCCUGGAGCCUGUCGGCUCUCCGAGGCAUUGUUAGACAGGCAUUUGCUUUCUUCCAAGAGCACUGAAGCUCCUCUGUCCCCAUUCACCUGUAAAUCCAUGCUGGAUAGCAGCCGGAAGAGCCUGAAGGGAGCUGGGAACUUGGGUGCUUGAAACCCUGGCCAAGUGAGGAUUAAACCACGGCACCUCA
Molecule: messenger RNA, 1983 nt
Organism: Pseudopipra pipra
Lineage: Eukaryota; Metazoa; Chordata; Aves; Passeriformes; Pipridae
Gene: SOWAHD
Product: sosondowah ankyrin repeat domain family member D
Exons: 1
Coding region: 887-1861 (324 amino acids)
Molecular function (GO): protein binding
Source: RefSeq, a predicted model, not a curated record